This is a messenger RNA of Rhinolophus ferrumequinum (greater horseshoe bat), 1092 nucleotides long. RefSeq names its product melatonin receptor 1B (gene MTNR1B). Gene Ontology annotation, molecular function: melatonin receptor activity. Gene Ontology annotation, cellular component: membrane. Gene Ontology annotation, biological process: G protein-coupled receptor signaling pathway. The record is from RefSeq and is a predicted model, not a curated record. NCBI's taxonomy places the organism in Eukaryota, Metazoa, Chordata, Mammalia, Chiroptera, Rhinolophidae.
AUGCUGGAGAACGUCUCCUUCGCCAACUGCUGCGAGCCUGGCGGGCGGACGGAGAGUCCCGGCUUGCCAGGGGAGGGCGGCGCGCGGCCCUCGGGGACCCCCCGGCCUCCCUGGGUGGCACCCGCACUGGCCGCCGUGCUCAUCGUCACCACCGUGGUGGACGUCCUGGGCAACCUGCUGGUCAUCCUCUCGGUGGGCAGGAACCGCAAGCUGCGGAACGCAGGGAAUUGGUUCUUGGUGAGUCUGGCGUUGGCGGACCUGAUGGUGGCCUUCUACCCCUACCCUCUCAUCCUCGUGGCCGUUGUCCAUAAUGGCUGGGCCCUGGGGGAGAGGCACUGCAAGGCCAGCGCCUUGGUGAAGGGCCUGAGCGUCAUCGGCUCUGUCUUCAGCAUCACCGCCAUUGCCGUUAACCGCUGCUGCUACAUCUGCCGCAGCGUGGCCUACCGCCGGCUCUGCCAGCACUGGCACGCGCCCGUCUACAUCUGCCUCAUCUGGCUCCUCACCGUUUUGGCCUUGGUGCCCAACUUCUUCAUGGGGUCCCUGGAGUAUGACCCACGCAUCUUCUCCUGCACCUUCAUCCAGACGGCCAGCGCCCCGUACACAGCAGCGGUGGUGGUCCUCCACUUCCCUCCCAUGGCCACCGUGUCCUUCUGUUACCUGUGCAUCUGGGUGCUGGUGCGCCAGACCCGUAGGAAGGCCCCGUCGGAGAGCACGCUGCGCCUGAGGCCCAGUGACAUCUGGGGCUUUCUCACCACGUUCCUGGUGUUUGUGAUCUUUGCCAUCUGCUGGGCUCCACUGAACUGCAUCGGCCUCGCUGUGGCCAUCAACCCAGGAGAAAUGGCUCCCCAGGUCCCCGGGGGGCUUUUUGUGAUACGCUACGUCUUGGCUUACUUCAACAGCUGCCUUAAUGCCAUCAUCUACGGGCUCCUGAACCAGAACUUUCGUAGGGAAUACAAGAAGAUUGUCUUGUCCCUCUGGAACCCACGGCUCUGCUUGGAGGCCACUUCCAAGGGCAGCCGUGCUGAGGAGCAGCAGCGCCAAGCUCUGCCCGUUCUUAAUGCCCAGCACCCCAUCUAAGCAGAUGCUCUCUAG